Messenger RNA from Protomyces lactucae-debilis, 495 nucleotides. RefSeq names its product PSP1 C-terminal conserved region-domain-containing protein. The annotation marks the transcript as partial. The transcript is spliced from 2 exons. The record is from RefSeq and is a predicted model, not a curated record. NCBI's taxonomy places the organism in Eukaryota, Fungi, Ascomycota, Taphrinomycetes, Taphrinales, Protomycetaceae. Gene Ontology annotation, cellular component: cytoplasm.
UUAUUUCUGGUGGAAUUCAAAGCAUGUCGCACAGAUGUGUUUUAUGUGCCUGAAGGAUCGGGUAUGGAUGUUCAUGUGGGUGAUCUCGUCCUGGUCGAAGCAGACCGUGGCCGUGACCUCGGUAAAGUGACGCACGAGUCAGUCACCCUUGCUCAAGUGCGUCAACUCAAACAACAACAAGCGCGAGAACAAGCAUUGGCGCUAGGCGGUGGUCUUGCCAUGUUACAACCGAAACUCAUCUAUCGUCUCGCACACGCUGCCGAAGCGGCGCAAUUGUUGGUUAAGUCGCAGGAUGAACAACAAGCCAUGCUUGUGUGUCAAGCUAAGGUCCGUCAACGAAAGCUACCCAUGGAAGUUCUGGAUGGCGAGUAUCAGUGGGAUCGUCGGAAGUUGACGUUUUACUACAUUGCCUCGCAGCGCAUCGACUUUAGGGAUCUGGUGCGUGACUUGUUCAAGAUUUACAAGACGCGCAUUUGGAUGUGUGCAGUGAAUCCA